Gavialis gangeticus (Gharial) is the source of this 3334-nucleotide messenger RNA. RefSeq names its product calcium/calmodulin dependent serine protein kinase (gene CASK). The record is from RefSeq and is a predicted model, not a curated record. The transcript has 27 exons. NCBI's taxonomy places the organism in Eukaryota, Metazoa, Chordata, Crocodylia, Gavialidae. Gene Ontology annotation, biological process: regulation of neurotransmitter secretion; protein phosphorylation. Gene Ontology annotation, cellular component: plasma membrane; basolateral plasma membrane; cell-cell junction. Gene Ontology annotation, molecular function: protein kinase activity; ATP binding; signaling receptor binding. Bases 50 to 2842 code for a protein of 930 amino acids.
CGGGGCCGCGGGGGCGCCUCCCUCUCCCCCCGCGGGGCGCGGCGGGACCAUGGCCGACGACGACGUGCUGUUCGAGGACGUGUACGAGCUGUGCGAGGUGAUCGGCAAGGGUCCGUUCAGUGUUGUGCGGAGAUGUAUCAACAGAGAAACUGGACAACAGUUUGCUGUGAAGAUUGUCGAUGUAGCAAAAUUCACUUCAAGUCCUGGAUUAAGUACAGAAGAUCUGAAGAGGGAAGCCAGUAUUUGUCACAUGCUGAAACAUCCCCAUAUUGUUGAAUUAUUGGAAACAUACAGUUCAGAUGGAAUGCUUUACAUGGUUUUCGAGUUUAUGGAUGGAGCAGAUCUGUGUUUUGAAAUUGUAAAGAGAGCAGAUGCUGGUUUUGUGUACAGUGAAGCUGUAGCCAGUCAUUACAUGAGACAGAUACUGGAAGCUCUGCGCUAUUGUCACGAUAACAACAUAAUUCACAGGGAUGUGAAGCCACACUGUGUACUACUUGCCUCAAAGGAAAACUCAGCACCUGUAAAGCUUGGUGGUUUUGGGGUAGCUAUUCAAUUAGGGGAGUCUGGACUAGUUGCUGGAGGACGGGUAGGAACACCUCAUUUUAUGGCUCCAGAAGUGGUUAAAAGAGAGCCUUACGGGAAGCCUGUAGAUGUGUGGGGUUGUGGAGUGAUCCUUUUUAUUCUACUAAGUGGUUGUUUGCCUUUUUAUGGAACCAAGGAACGAUUGUUUGAAGGCAUUAUUAAAGGAAAAUACAAGGUAAAUGACAGUAUGAAUCCUAGGCAAUGGAGCCACAUCUCUGAAAGUGCCAAAGACCUGGUACGCCGCAUGCUAAUGUUGGACCCAGCUGAAAGAAUAACAGUUUAUGAGGCACUGAAUCAUCCUUGGCUGAAGGAGAGAGAUCGCUAUGCAUACAAGAUCCACCUUCCAGAAACAGUAGAACAACUGAGAAAAUUCAAUGCAAGAAGGAAACUAAAGGGGGCAGUACUAGCAGCUGUAUCAAGCCACAAGUUCAACUCCUUCUAUGGGGAUCCCCCUGAAGAGCUGCCAGACUUCUCUGAAGACCCUACCUCCUCAGGACUUCUAGCAGCAGAAAGAGCAGUCUCACAGGUGCUGGAUAGCCUGGAGGAAAUUCAUGCGCUUACAGAUUGCAGUGAAAAAGACUUAGAUUUUCUACACAGUGUUUUCCAGGAUCAGCAUCUGCACACUCUACUAGAUCUUUAUGACAAAAUUAACACAAAAUCUUCACCACAAAUCAGGAAUCCUCCAAGUGAUGCUGUACAGAGAGCCAAAGAGGUACUGGAAGAAAUUUCAUGUUACCCAGAGAACAGUGAUGCAAAAGAACUAAAGCGUAUCUUAACACAACCUCAUUUCAUGGCCUUACUUCAAACUCAUGACGUAGUGGCACAUGAAGUUUACAGUGAUGAAGCGUUGAGAGUUACACCUCCUCCCACCUCUCCCUAUUUGAACGGAGAUUCUCCUGAGAGCGCCAACGGUGAUAUGGAUAUGGAGAAUGUAACACGAGUCCGUCUGGUGCAGUUCCAGAAGAACACAGACGAACCAAUGGGUAUCACUUUAAAAAUGAAUGAGCUGAACCAUUGCAUUGUUGCAAGAAUUAUGCAUGGAGGAAUGAUUCACAGGCAAGGUACACUCCAUGUGGGCGAUGAAAUCCGAGAAAUAAAUGGAAUCAGUGUGGCAAAUCAGACAGUGGAACAAUUGCAAAAAAUGCUUAGGGAAAUGCGGGGAAGUAUCACCUUCAAGAUUGUGCCAAGUUACCGCACUCAGUCUUCAUCCUGUGAGAGAGAUUCCCCCUCUACAUCCAGACAGUCCCCAGCUAAUGGUCAUAGCAGCACUAACAAUUCUGUUUCGGACUUGCCAUCGACAACGCAACCAAAAGGACGACAGAUAUAUGUAAGAGCACAAUUUGAAUAUGAUCCAGCAAAGGAUGACCUCAUUCCCUGCAAAGAAGCUGGUAUCAGAUUCAGAGUUGGAGACAUUAUACAGAUCAUUAGCAAAGACGAUCAUAACUGGUGGCAGGGUAAACUGGAGAAUUCCAAGAAUGGUACUGCAGGUCUUAUUCCUUCUCCUGAGCUUCAGGAAUGGCGAGUAGCUUGCAUUGCCAUGGAGAAGACCAAACAGGAGCAGCAAGCCAGCUGUACUUGGUUUGGAAAGAAAAAGAAACAGUACAAAGACAAAUACUUGGCAAAGCACAAUGCAGUGUUUGAUCAAUUAGAUCUUGUCACAUAUGAAGAAGUAGUAAAACUGCCAGCAUUCAAAAGGAAAACACUAGUCUUACUAGGUGCACAUGGUGUUGGAAGGAGACACAUAAAAAAUACACUUAUCACAAAACAUCCAGACAGAUUUGCAUAUCCUAUUCCACACACAACCAGACCUCCAAAGAAAGAUGAAGAAAAUGGAAAGAAUUAUUAUUUUGUGUCACAUGACCAGAUGAUGCAGGAUAUAUCCAACAAUGAGUAUUUGGAAUAUGGCAGCCACGAGGAUGCAAUGUAUGGGACGAAACUGGAAACAAUACGGAAGAUCCAUGAGCAGGGACUAAUUGCAAUACUUGAUGUAGAGCCUCAGGCACUGAAGGUCCUGAGAACUGCAGAGUUUGCUCCUUUUGUUGUUUUUAUUGCUGCACCUACAAUUACUCCAGGCAUUAAUGAGGAUGAAUCUCUUCAGCGCCUGCAAAAGGAAUCUGAAAUCUUACAGAGAACAUAUGCACACUACUUUGAUCUAACAAUUAUCAACAAUGAAAUUGAUGAAACAAUCAGGCAUCUGGAGGAAGCCAUUGAGCUUGUUUGUACAGCAUCACAGUGGGUUCCAGUCUCCUGGGUCUAUUAGGCCUUUUGCCAGAUAACUAAAGAAUUUUAUCAUUACUGGGAACCACCUCAUACAUGGAAAAAAAACUCUUCGUUACUGACCUUGUGUCAACAGGUCUUGGCCCCUAGAGACUACCUAGAUGUAGUGUGACCUAAAUUUAUAAUUAUUGUCAUGUCCUAAUAGAUAGGAGAAAAAAAAUUAAACACUAAUUUAAAGAGACAGUAUCUUUUUUUAAUCAGUUCUCCUAAACUUUAAUAAAAUGUAUCUUUAAAUAUAUGUAUUAUUCAAUCCUUUGAAAUGUUAUAUUUUUGGAAAUCAUAGCUUUUUAUUUCAAAGGCCCCUAAAAACUGCACAAAAUAGAUGCUGCUUUCUAUAAUCUAUUUUAAUAAUAAUAAUGAAAUGAUUCUGUUACCUUAACGUGGGGGUGGAACACUACAUUUUUUUAGAGUCUGAUUUUCUGAAUUGGAAUACCUUGCCUUCCUUUAUUUAUUUUAAAUAAUUAGUCAAUAAUUU